This is a messenger RNA of Cyphellophora attinorum, 312 nucleotides long. RefSeq lists its product as uncharacterized. The coding region runs from base 1 to 312 and encodes 103 amino acids. The transcript is spliced from 2 exons. The record is from RefSeq and is a predicted model, not a curated record. Lineage: Eukaryota; Fungi; Ascomycota; Eurotiomycetes; Chaetothyriales; Cyphellophoraceae.
AUGUCAGACUCUGCACCUACCGAAGCACUCCUUGCAGCCAACGGACCACACUACCUACCUUACGCCAAACCAACCAAGAAAAUGGACGCACGCAAGACCACGACAACAUCGAACAAGUCGGUCAUGGACGAAAAGCACACAGACACCGCUUCCGUACGGAGCACGUCGACGUUGUCGAGCCUGAAGAGCCUGCUGCCGAAGAAACGAUCCUCUGUGUCGUCAGUGGAGUCGACGAAGCCUAAGUCUCCGUCGAAGUUGUCUGAGACCGCCAUCAGGCAUGAGGCCCGUGCCGCAUACUUCCAAUACAAGUGA